This is a messenger RNA of Oreochromis aureus, 3941 nucleotides long. It is a transcript of the gene gls2b, whose product is annotated as glutaminase 2b (liver, mitochondrial). The coding region runs from base 123 to 1976 and encodes 617 amino acids. The transcript is spliced from 19 exons. Lineage: Eukaryota; Metazoa; Chordata; Actinopteri; Cichliformes; Cichlidae. Gene Ontology annotation, biological process: L-glutamine catabolic process. Gene Ontology annotation, molecular function: protein binding; glutaminase activity. The record is from RefSeq and is a predicted model, not a curated record.
AAGUCAACGACCUCGCACGAGCAGCUGGCGUACAGCUCAGAAAGUAACAGCCAGGUUAUCUGUGUUGAUUUUCUCCUGAACGAACUAUCGCGAAGGCUUUAUUUGUGUCGUUUGUCGCAGCCAUGCAUUUCCUGAACGCGCUGCGCCUGUCAAACUCUGCUCAACUGAUGGUCAAAACUACAGAUGUGGCGAAGAAGGUUUUCAUUGUGCAACCAGCAUGCUGUAUGGGCACGAAAUCAAUAACACAGUUUCAGAGACGAUCCCCUGCAAUACGAGAUCAUUUCCAUCUGAAAAUACACAGAGAAACUAUAGAGGGAAGAGAACAGUCACCAUAUGGAACUCCACACAGGAACAUGCAUUCAAAGCCGUCUGGUUCUGGAGUGGAAAACAUGCUUUUCUACACCAUCACAGAGGGAAAAGAACAAGUGCCCAUCUCAUACUUUACAGCAGCACUGAAAAAAAAUGGUCUUCACCCAUCCGAUCCUCGCCUUAAAGACUGCAUGGAAAAGCUCCGACAGGCCGUGAAGGAAUCUGUUGGUGAGGUGAUGAUGGACAAAGACCUUUUCCACAGAUGUGUAGGAGGAAACAUUGUUCUGCUAAUCCAGGCCUUCAGGAAGAAGUUUAUCAUCCCUGAGUUUGACCUGUUUGUACAGAAAAUAAAUGAAAUCUACGAAAAAGUGCAGAAGCAAAGUGAUGGGAAGGUUGCAGACUACAUCCCCCAGCUGGCUAAAUUCAGCCCAGAGCUAUGGGGUGUGUCUUUGUGUACAGUUGACGGACAGAGGCACUCAGUAGGCCACACCAAACAGCCAUUUUGCCUGCAGUCCUGCGUGAAGCCCCUGCAGUAUGCCAUUGCCGUACAUGAGUCGGGAACAGAAAAGGUUCACCGCUAUGUUGGCAUGGAGCCCAGUGGACUCAAGUUCAAUGUGCUUUCACUUGAUGAUGAAGAUAAGCCCCAUAAUCCCAUGGUGAAUGCUGGAGCCAUUUUGAUCAGCUCUCUUAUCAAGCCUCACUCAAAUAAGGCAGAGAAGUUUGACUAUGUUAUGGAGUUUGUGAAAAAGAUGGCUGGCCAAGAAUAUGUAGGAUUCAGCAAUGCCACGUUCCAGUCAGAAAAAGAAACAGGCGACAGAAAUUUUGCCAUCGGAUACUACAUGAAAGAGAAGAAGUGUUUUCCUCUGGGAGCAGAUAUGAUUGAUGCCCUUGACUUCUACUUCCAGCUUUGCUCCAUUGAGGUAACCUGUGAGUCAGGAAGCAUCAUGGCUGCCACUCUGGCCAAUGGGGGAAUUUGCCCAAUUACAGGCGAGCGUGUCCUGAGUACUGAGGCUGUGCGAAACACCCUGAGCCUCAUGCACUCCUGUGGCAUGUAUGACUUCUCCGGCCAGAUGGCUUUUCAUGUGGGCUUGCCUGCAAAAUCGGGAGUAUCCGGUGCAAUUCUGUUGGUGAUCCCCAAUGUGAUGGGAGUGAUGUGCUGGUCUCCUCCACUGGACAGGGUUGGAAAUAGUGUCCGAGGAAUACACUUCUGUCAGGAACUUGUGUCAGUGUUCAAUUUUCACAAUUACGACAACUUGAGGCACUUUGUAAAGAAACAGGACCCUCGCAGACAGGAUGGCGAUGACAGGAACAAGUCUGUUUUCAACUUGUUGUUUGCCGCCUACAGUGGAGAUGUAUCGGCACUGAGAAGAUUUGCGCUUUCUUCCAUGGACAUGGAUCUCAAAGACUAUGAUUCUCGAACAGCGCUUCAUGUUGCUGCAGCUGAGGGUCACAUGGAUGUAGUAAAAUUCCUCACUGAAACCUGCAAAGUUGAUCCACUUGUAGAAGACAGGUGGGGGAAUCUACCGGUCGAUGAUGCCAUGCAGUUUGGGCAUGACGAGCUAGUGAAGGUGCUCAAAGAUUACCAGCAAGAGUGCAUGCAGCAGGAAAAGAAGCAGAGUGAAGCUGUGCAUCACCAGAAGCUUGACACCAUCGACGGCAUGGUGUGAUAGCUAAAAUAAAGUUCUGAAAUUGUAAUACAUCAGGGCAUUUGUGCAAUUUUCCAAGUUUAGAAAUAUGGGUGUCCAUUUGUAGCACGUAACAUGAGUGACGCACAAACAACAGAAUAUAACUGUCAUGGAGCUUUAUGAAAGAGUUGGGAGAUUUUUAUUUCUUUAAAUUCCAAUCAGGUGAAUAGUUUAUUGUUUAUAAGUUCUAUUCUAUAACGUAUAUAUGUGUGAGGGUCACUUGAUUAAUAUCUCUGUCAAAGUGCAAGUGAGUACAAUGUAGUGCCACACAAAGGGAAAUUGAUGCCAUCCGACUCAAAGUUACAUGAAUUUCAGCAGCAGGUGACAGGGUAUAAAAGAUUUUUGACGACAGGAAGGUGCUUGCUGUUUUUGUUCUAUAAAGGAUUUUCCCUCCUUUGCCUUGGAUGAAUGUUGUGUGACACUGGUCUUUCUUACUCCCAGUCAAACCACCUAUCAAACUCAGCGUAUAUAAAUUAUUUGAAAUCCAUACCAUAAACACGAUGAAAUAAUAUCACAGCUAUAACACAGGAAAACAUGUUUAUGUAAACUGUUCAAAUUGAUAUUGACAUUUGAUCAUAGUGGCCAACUUAAUGUUAAUUUAUUAUGUAUAUUUUUAUACGGUGACUUGGGAAAACUGCAUGUUCAUACUGUAAAGAAAGAGAGACAAGGAGUCUCAGUGUGGUAUUUUAUGAUCUCCAGCCUCAUAAUAAAUUAUAGAAAUCAAUAAGGUUCCAAAAACUAAAUGGUGUGAAAGGUUUGGCAUUAAAUCCAUCUAUGCCACCCAACGUUUGAUUUUAUUUUGAUGUUAUUAAGUUAGUCAAUGCUUCAUAGUGUGACAAAUUUGAUAUUAAAUAUUCUGCAGCACCCAGUAAAUCAACUGAAUACAUGAUGAAAAAGCAGCAGGAGAGUGUGUUUUGCAUAAUCAAGAUAUUUCAAUGAAAACAAAUGGAACAAGUAAUGUAAUAAGAACUAUUUAGCGAGAUAUAACGAAUGUAUGCCACAUUAUUUUAACCAUAUAAAGACUGUACCAUGAAAUAAUUGCCAGAAAAGUCACAUUUUCUGAAAGAGGAUUGUGUAUUUAACCUUCUGCAAAAUGUAAUAAAUAAAUAAAUACAUAUAAAUUUGCAUAUAUGAGCUUAUAUUGCAUAUAUGAGCUUUAAUUUAUACCAUUUUUGUUAAAUCCAGUGUUUAUGUGAAAUUUCUUGCUUAGAAGUCACACUUUUAAGUCUUUAAGAGUCUUUAAAACUCUCAAAAACUCAUAACAAAUAUGAUACCCUUGACAUUACGGGGUUAUGACUCCCCUCUCCUUACCAAUGCUUUAUUUAUAAAUGUAGAGUUAAUAAUUAUUGACAGAUUGUACCUUUAAUUUCAUGCAUAUGAUACAACAGACUGUAGCCACAGAGCAAAAAUGCUUCAUUUUUUCUUUAAUCCAUCAGAUGGCACUAUGUGCCUGUCCAACAUGUGUCCGUGCUGUUUGUAAACUGGUCAACCUACAGUAUCAGUUGUUAUCAGGUGUAACAGUGCGCCUUAGAUUUGUGGAGAGAAAAAGCACUGCUGAGCAAUAAAGAGCUUAUAUAAGAUUAAGCUGCCAUUCAGAGAGACUGGUGCUGCCUGAAGAGACUCUAGUGGUCCUGACAGGAUCUUGAACCCAUUCCACCAAAGAAACAAACAGAAACAGACAUUUAGACAACAAAUAUGCAACGCAAUAUUUUCUACACAUUUUACUUGUUCUUUAAAUGGAUUUCUUUUAGUCUCUUAGACCAAUAUUUCUCUUUUCUAUUUUGGAAAGUGAGCAAAUAUGUCACAACUGUAUCCAGCAUUUUGAAUGAUUUAAGAAAAAAAUCUACUCCUCACCACCCAGUCGAUUAGGUGCAGCUCUUGAUUUGAACGCUUUACUGUGUGUAGACUGGUGCUCUCUGUUUUCUCAAAAGCAUUCAAUAAAAUCGA